This is a messenger RNA of Sapajus apella (tufted capuchin), 564 nucleotides long. RefSeq names its product coiled-coil domain containing 167 (gene CCDC167). The record is from RefSeq and is a predicted model, not a curated record. NCBI's taxonomy places the organism in Eukaryota, Metazoa, Chordata, Mammalia, Primates, Cebidae. The coding region runs from base 48 to 356 and encodes 102 amino acids. The transcript is spliced from 4 exons.
AGCAUGCGCAUAGCUACUUGGUGGGCGCGUCCAGUCAUGACUGGGGGAUGCCGGCAAGUAACAUGACUAAAAAGAAGCGGGAGAAUCUGUGCGUCGCUCUAGAGAUCGAUGGGCUAGAGAAGAAGCUGUCCCAGUGUCAGAGAGACCUAGAGGCUGUGAACUCCAGGCUCCACAGCGGGGAUCUGAGCCCAGAGGCCAGGAGGUCCCUGGAGAAGGAGAAAAACAGCCUAAUGAGCAAAGCCUCCCACUACGAGAAGGAACUGAAGUUGCUUCGGCAAGAGAACCGGAAGAACAUGCUGCUGUCUGUGGCCAUCUUCAUCCUUCUGACCCUUGUCUAUGCCUACUGGACCAUGUGAGCCUGGCACUUCCCCACAGCCAGCACAGGCUUCCACUUGGCCCCUUGGUCAGGGCCAAGCAGGCACUUCAAGCCUCAACAGGACCAAGGUGCUAGGACAUCCCCCUCCUAGUUUCCUGGCGGCCCAGGCCGCCUUGCCUCCCCGGCCUGCUGGGGGGUUGUGUCUCCAGAAGGACAUGGUGGCAAUAAAGAACACCAAGCUGCUUCUG